GACCUCGGUGUGCGACAGUCACUCCUAUUCUUUGUACAUGUGCUGAUAGUCAACACUAUGGCCAGCAAACAUAACUUCAUCUUCACUGGAUUUCUGAUUUUCAUUUCAGUGCAGUGGACUUUGUGUGUUCAAGAGGAAGAGCUCCAUGCUGACUACUGGAACAUCAAAGGGAAGGAGGCCCUUUAUACUGCCCUGAAUCUCCAACCUAAUGUGCACCAAGCCAAGAACAUUAUCCUCUUCCUGGGGGACGGUAUGGGGGUACCAACAGUGACUGCUGCCCGGAUCCUCAAAGGCCAGCUGGCAGGACAUUCUGGAGAGGAGACCAGUCUGGUUAUGGAUACCUUCCCCCACUUGGCACUUUCAAAGACAUACAACGUGGACCAGCAGAUGCCAGACAGUGCUGGCACAGCAACAGCGUACUUAUGUGGUGUGAAAGCCAACUACGGCACCCUAGGUGUCACCGCUGCCACCCCAAGGGGAAACUGUAGUGCCACCUUUGGGAACGAAGUCACAUCUAUUCUUUACCGUGCCAAGAAAGCAGGGAAAUCAGUUGGAGUUGUGACGACAACUCGAGUGCAGCACGCCUCCCCAGCUGCAAACUACGCUCACUCUGCUGACCGAGGCUGGUACUGUGACUCUGACCUCCCCGCUGAGGCUGUCCAGAAUGGCUGCCGUGACAUUGCCUACCAGCUGAUUCAGAACAUAGAGAUAGAUGUCAUCCUUGGCGGAGGUCGUAAAUAUAUGUUUCCCAAAACCAUGCAAGACCCAGAGUAUCCAACGGAGAUGGGAAGCCGAGAUGAUGGACAAAACCUUGUUUUGGAGUGGACAACAAACAAAAAGAAUGUUAAAUAUGUUUGGAGAAAGGCUGAAUUUGAUGCUGUCAAUCCUGCAACAACAGACUUCCUCAUGGGUCUGUUUGAGCCAGGAGAUUGCCGCUACGAGUUGGAACGCAACCCGUCUAUGGAUCCCUCCCUUGCAGAGAUGACAGAGAAAGCAAUUAAGAUUCUCAGCAAGAACCCUAAGGGAUUUUACCUCUUUGUGGAAGGGGGGAGAAUUGACCAUGCUCAUCAUGCAGGGAAGGCCAAAAGUGCUAUGUAUGAAGCUAUAGAGUUCGAUAAGGCAAUUGGAAAAGCAGCUGAACUCACCAGUGAACUGGACACUCUGACUGUAGUCACUGCUGACCAUUCCCACGUGUUUGCUUUUGGAGGAUAUUCUGGCCGAGGAAACUCUGCUACAGGGGUGGCACGUGUUCUGGCUGAGGACAAGAAGCACUUCACCACUGCUCUGUAUGGUAAUGGACCAGGAUACCAGAUUGAAAAUGGAACUCGUCCAGAUAUGAAUGAAUCAAUUUCAUCGGGUAAUGACUACCUUCAGCAGGCUGCUGUCCCUCUUGAUUCAGAGACCCACGGCUCAGAUGACGUAGCCAUCUUUGCUAAAGGUCCCAUGUCACACCUUUUCCAUGGGGUUCAGGAGCAGAGCUACAUUGCACAUGUCAUGGCUUAUGCUGGCUGUAUAGAGCCCUACGUGGACUGCAAACUCCCUCCACCUAACCAUGCUGGAGCAAUGCACUCCAGCCUGCUGCUCCUUCUGCUGGGCCUCCUUCUCUUUGUCUUCUGCUCCAUCUGAGCUGAAUGAUCUCGCUAACAUUUUGGUUUAAAAAUAAAUUAUUUUUUACACUGUUAUAUGUGAAUGUAAGAGUUGUACAACUGUACAACCAUCAGCCAUCAGCUAUUUUUCAUAAUUUGUGUUUGUUAAGGUAACCUUAUUGUGAAAGCACAUUGCUGUUAUUAUUGCAUAGAGCCAUGAUUCUGAAGUUGUAUUUAGCUUGUGUAUAUAAAAAUAUAUGGUUGUAAUUAUUUUUGAAAAUGUUUUAAUACACUGGUGAUUUCCUACAGGUAUUAUUCAAAUACUAACAUAUGCUUUGCUUUACAUAAAAUUCAUUUCCACUUAAUAAUACAAGUUAUCGACAAGUUGUUAAAUGUUGUAACCUGCCUUUAACUUUUAAGUCCUUCACAUUUACACUUUUUUUGGUAUUGUCUUCCAGGGGCUGUUGGCACAAUCUUGUCCUAGACCUAGAUCUUAGCACUUCUCCAACCUUUUUGAAAUAGUGCCUUGCCAACUUUUUCGGGGCCUCGUUCAGAUUUGCACAUAGCUAAAACGUGUCUUGUACAAGAGUAUUAUUGUCAUUUUUUUUCUUUCUUUCUUAAUUAUCACAUUAACUGAUUUAUGUUUUAUGUGACUUGGAGGUAUGUUGCUCCUGAAACAUAAUGUAAUACCAAAUUCAAUUAAAAUAUAAAACACAGA
Amphiprion ocellaris (clown anemonefish) is the source of this 2304-nucleotide messenger RNA. RefSeq names its product alkaline phosphatase-like. Gene Ontology annotation, cellular component: plasma membrane. NCBI's taxonomy places the organism in Eukaryota, Metazoa, Chordata, Actinopteri, Pomacentridae. The coding region runs from base 58 to 1626 and encodes 522 amino acids. Gene Ontology annotation, molecular function: alkaline phosphatase activity. The transcript is spliced from 11 exons. Gene Ontology annotation, biological process: dephosphorylation. The record is from RefSeq and is a predicted model, not a curated record.